AUGGCUUUUCACAUUGAUUCCUUAAUUGGCGAUCAGUUAUCCACCUCGUCAUCAUCUUCAUCAUCAUCGUCAACAGCAUCUGAUUCUGCCAGCUCUUCAUCACCGCCAAUGACUGCAGCUGGCGCUACGACAUCCAGUCCAAUCUCAAGUGCUCAAAGUGUGAAGGACGACGAAUCAUCGUAUGCAAAUGAUCGUCUGUCAUCUAUCCCCAGACAUCAUCCUUAUAUGGGAUCAGGAGAUCCUCGUGAUGAUAGCCAAAUACGUCGUUAUCGAACAGCAUUCUCUCGUGAACAAAUUAAUCGGCUGGAAAGAGAAUUUUCAAAGGAGAAUUACGUUUCACGUAAAACAAGAGGAGAACUUGCUGCUGAAUUGAAUUUGCCUGAAGGGACUAUCAAGGUAUGGUUCCAAAACCGUCGAAUGAAAGACAAACGUCAGAAGGUGCCAACUCUUCCAUGGCCAGGUCUCUUCCAUCCACAAUUGGCAGCCUAUGCCAUGCUUGGUGCCGGAUCUCCAUUUGCCUGUGAUAUGUGGGCAAAGACAGCAGCAGCUUUCAACUAUCCAGCCAGUCCUUUCCUGGCAUCCCGACUACCAGCUGGUUUGAGCUUAAACGAUGCAUUGAAGGCGCAAGAUGAAGAUAAAGCAGUGAAUUUUGCAAAUAUGGUCGAUUUAACCACUAAUUCUCAGUCACCUUAA
Messenger RNA from Auanema sp. JU1783, 693 nucleotides. Lineage: Eukaryota; Metazoa; Nematoda; Chromadorea; Rhabditida; Rhabditidae. The record is from the annotation of a GenBank genome assembly.